Hemibagrus wyckioides is the source of this 3637-nucleotide messenger RNA. It is a transcript of the gene malt2, whose product is annotated as MALT paracaspase 2. Gene Ontology annotation, biological process: proteolysis. Gene Ontology annotation, molecular function: cysteine-type endopeptidase activity. The record is from RefSeq and is a predicted model, not a curated record. The transcript has 17 exons. Bases 465 to 2864 code for a protein of 799 amino acids. Lineage: Eukaryota; Metazoa; Chordata; Actinopteri; Siluriformes; Bagridae.
AGGCGGAGUAGGCGAAAGCACCCCCCCCGCUCUCUCUCUCUCUCUCUCACACACACACACACACACACACAACUCUCUGUGUGUGUGCAAGUGUGAAGGUUCCAUGCAAAUGCGUGUUAGAAAGAGGAACUGCUGGUCAGAAGGCACAGAGAAGCUCUUUACAGAAGCUUCAGGAUUCAGGAUCUUCAGCUUGUAUAUAUUAGAGUAAAGCCUCGCGCUGAUGAUCAAACUUACCUGAUUGAAUCCGACUGACAGGAGACUGAUGGAUCUCUUCCUGUUCGUGGUGCGAGAUUUUUAAAACCCUGUUUUUAUUUAUUUAUUUAUUUAUUUUAAAAUAAAACAAAAACCAACCAAAAAAAAGCUCUUUAAAGGCCUGCGAGUGAAGACACACUUCCGGGAAACCUCGCUACGACACCACAGUUUUGAUUCCACAGUUGCUGGGACUCUGAGGGAGCGUUGCUGAGAUGGCUGAUGGAAAAUUGGGCUUGGAGACCCUGAGCGAGGACGUGCUGAACAAACUCGCAGAGAUGCUGGACAACUCAAACUGCAGCUGGAGGCAAUUGGCAGAAGCAGUUAAAGAGCAGCCACAAUUCUGCUACAGUGAGAAGGAGAUGACCAGCUGCUCUCUCCAGGUGCUCAACGCUCGUGGCAGUCCUGGCCGAUACCUGCUGACUCUGCUUGCUGACAGGAAGUGCACACUGGCCUACUUGCUGCAAUGCCUUAGAAAGAUCGAACACCAUGGGGCUGUCAACUUCCUCACGGCAUAUAUGUUGCCAAUAGAGAUAACGACUAAUCCUCAGAAUGUGCAAGUGCCGAAGGGCAGCUCAGUAACCCUCAGCUGCAUAGCCAAAGGUCCACCGGGACUCAGCUACCAGUGGUUCAGAAAGGAAGACGAGCUGCCUGGUGCGAAUUUGCCAGAUCUGAUUCUGAACCCGGCUCAGGAAGGUGCCUACAUUUGUCGCGUCAAUGCUGGGGAGAUGUACGCGUUCAGUGCGUGGGCUCAUGUCCGACUGCUGCGCUCUGCCGAUUCAGGCUCUGUCAACUUUCCAUCAUCAGUGAGUGGACUGUGUAUAACACAGCAGCCCAAAGCUCAUGUGCUGUCUGAGGGUGAUGCCUUACAUCUGGAAUGUUCUGCCCAGGGCAACCCACCUCCCCAGUUUCAGUGGUACCACAACAAGCAACCUUUUCAGAAUGCCACCAGACAGAUCAUAAAGAUUCCGUGUGUAACCACAGCAGACAGAGGCAUCUAUAGCUGCAGAGUGUACAAUCUUUAUCAUGAGAUGUGGAGUGAAAACGUGCAAGUAGAAAUUGGUCCUGGGUCCUGCACUGGAGGCUACUGGGAAACAGAUGAUGGACAUAAAGCCAGUUCUCUUCCACGACAGAUGGGGGAUUUGUAUGCCACAGACAAGGUCGCACUGCUGAUGGGGAAUAUGAAUUAUGCACACCACCGCGAGCUCAGAGCUCCCAUGGCUGACGUAUAUGAGCUGAGCAACCUCUUGCGGCAGCUCGACUUCAAGGUGGUCUCUCUGCUCGACCUCAACCGGCAUGAGAUGCAUCGAGCCGUCUGCGAGUUCCUGCUGCUGCUCGGCCGUGGAGUCUACGGGCUGCUUUAUUAUGCUGGACAUGGCUAUGAGAAUUAUGGAAACAGCUUCAUGGUGCCUAUAGAUGCUCCGGCCUCGUACACCUCGGAUCACUGUCUCUGGGUGCAGGACGUUUUACAGCGCAUGCAGGAGCGCCAGACCGGCCUCAACGUCUUCUUGCUGGACAUGUGUCGCAAACGAAACUUGAACGAUGACAUCAUCCAGCAGCCUGGACCGCUGAAAGUCACAGCAAACAUUGUGUUCGGCUAUGCCACAUGUGUUGAUGCUGAGGCUUUUGAGGUAAACAAAGAUGACCUGUCCAAUGGUAUAUUCAUGAGCUUCCUGAAGAAGAGACUGAUGGAGCAGGAGAAGGUCACCGUCAUGCUGGACCGAGUAGCAGAAGAUAUGGGGAGGUAUGAGUUGACUCGUGGACGGCAGGCCCUGGAGCUGCGCAGUAACCUUUCUGAGCGCCGGACUUUAACGGAUCGCAUUCAGGCACCAGAUUGUCCAGUCAUGGCAUCAACACGUAACUUGCAGUGGUCUAUAGCACAUGCUCUGCCAGAGAGUCGUGUGCUUCAGUUUGACUGCGGCGUGAAGGUACAGCUGGGUUUCGCCGCUGAAUUUUCUAAUAUCAUGAUCAUCUACACUCGGAUACUGGAGACACCCCCAGACAUCAGUACCUGCUCCGCCCAGCUGUCUGAUUUCACUGAGGGCCCAGAGAUCGACCUUAAGCAUACCAAUCAAGCGAGUCUCAGAGAUGCUGGGAGUUUGCUGUUAGUCAUGGACGAUCUUCUACCACAAGAACAGCCGCGACUCUUCACUCGUCUUUGUGCACUGCAAAGACUCAAGAGCGAGCUGUCGUUCACUGUUUGUCUGCACUAUCAGUACAUUCAUCUUGAUGAGGAGGUUCAGGAACGGCGAAUAAUAACUGUGGGCAAACCCCUGGUUUCCAAACUGAACCUGCACGAACCACAGAGAUUCCCCACUUCAUUGGCAUCAUUCUCGUCUGAUCUUCAGUCUGUAAACAUGCCAACGUACUCGUCUUUUGCUCAGGAUCUGCAAACCAGUUUGCCUUCCUUAGAUGUUUCCUACACUGAAUCAGCCGAUUCCUGCUUUUACCCACAAGCUGGAUUCUCUUCUGCUUCUGAUCUGAAGAGGAGAAAUGAACCCGAGGAGAACAUCAGCCCUGAGUUCCUCACGUCAGAGGAAGCCAGAGAGUCCAAAAGUUUCACUCACACUAGUGCUGACAAACCUUUCAAAUUCAGCAACUUUCAUUCCUUCUAGUGUAAACGUGUGCUAGGUGACCUUAUUUUCUGUUGAUGUUUAACUCAAAAUGGUGUCAGCUGUCCAGUGGUGGAUUCCUUGUAUGGCCACAAGGCAUUUUAAAAAACAUAAUUCAUACAUUUAGGGUGCUGAAUGUAUAUUAUAUAGUAUAUUGUUUAAUAAUCAAUUUUUCAAAAGAACUUAAAAGUUAUGUGUAUAAAUGUCUCCCAUGAACAUGACGGACAUACAGAGUCUAUCGGUAAAAGAUCAGUUUAACUUAUAUCAUAUUUUGAAAUAAUGAUAUCUUAGAGAUGUUUUUGAAAAUUGUAAAAUGUUUAUUUCCUCUGUUCUAACAGGAAAUUGUAUUAGAGACAGGUGAAAAACAUGAAAUACUUGAGAUGAUAAGUAGCUGAAGAGGUCUUAAGAAUGAUAUCUUAAUAUACAUAUCUUAAUAUACAAAAUGCUGUAUAUUGUUACAAUAGAGUUAUUAAUAUAUUUGUUUUUGGAUAUAAACAAAAAUCUUAAUAUCCAAAAAAGCUAAAACUCUGUUUUACCUUUAAAUACACCAUGGACAUGGAAUGAAUCGUCACAAAGAACUGCCUAUUUUUUUUAUUAUUAAUUUUCAGUUGUAAUACUGUCAGGCUAUGCAAUAUGUAAUAUGUUGUAUUAAUGAUCUGCAUAAGGAAUUUUAUACCAUAGACUGAUUGCAUUUCUAUGAGUCGUAUGCAGGUAAAAACCAUUGAUCACAUAUUUAUAAAAAAUUUUUUUUUUUUACAUUUUUUAAGGUAAUUAAA